GUACCAACAGCAUGUUCACUCAGAAAUUUCUCAGUCCCUCAGAUUUGUGUAUCAUCCAUUCUUGUCACCAUGAUCCGAAGUAUUAUCCUCCUUCUCUGCAAUAUCUUGCUAGCUUUGACUACUCCUCAAGUGGUCACCACGAGCUGUCAAUGUUUGCAAGUUACUAAGAACAUUCCUAACCUAAAAUCCUUUGAGAAAAUUGAUGUGAUUUUCCCCAGUGCUACGUGUCCACGUCCUGAGAUCAUAGGGACAAUGAAGAUUGGGAAGGAACAAAUAUGUCUGAAUCCCGAUACCUCAACUAUGAAGAAUAUACUAAAAACCAUUAAAAAGACAAGGUCUUGAACAGCUCCUGUCCACAACUGAAGACCUAUAUACUCUUCCUGUUGCUGACAAGGUUUUAACCUGUAUGAAGCCGUCCUAAAAUAUACAGAAGAAAGUUAAGCCCUGACUGUUUCUAGAGUUUAAUUCUUCUAAAAAAAAAUCACCAAUCACAAAUAAUCAAUUGGCUACUUUUAAAAAAGAACCUAAUUAGCAACAGAAGCUUUGGUGAUUCCUUAUCUUGUGGUGUUUAAAUGAAUGAUAUUUAAGUCAUUUUGAAUAGAGGUUUACCUAACUUGGCAUUCAUCAUGAGUUUGUUGUAUCUUCUGAGUGGUUCUGUCUUAGGUAAAGAUCAUCAUUACCAAAUGAUACUGUUAGAAAAUAUACAGGCCAGAAUGUAAGUCUCAUCAGGUACUUAUUACUACACUCAUUUCCAAAAAAGUUUAUCUUCCUGAGUAUACUUGAUGUCCCUGCUACUGCAAAGUACUAUAUGGGAGCACAAAUCCUAAAUAACUGACAGA
This is a messenger RNA of Monodelphis domestica (gray short-tailed opossum), 839 nucleotides long. Its product is annotated as C-X-C motif chemokine 10. Gene Ontology annotation, molecular function: chemokine activity. Lineage: Eukaryota; Metazoa; Chordata; Mammalia; Didelphimorphia; Didelphidae. Gene Ontology annotation, cellular component: extracellular region. Gene Ontology annotation, biological process: immune response. The record is from RefSeq and is a predicted model, not a curated record.